AUGUGUCUGGCCUCUUUCCUGGACUACCAUCUUUUUGAGAUUGACCCAUGUAUCAGGAGUCAGUGCUCCAUUCCUCUUUUUGAUGUAGUGAUUUUCUAUUGUAUGGAUGUGACGCGGCUGUGGGAAUCGUACUUCUGCAACACCUUCAACGGCUCCCUGGUGGGCAUGAGGGAGCAGUGGCCUCUGGAGCUGGGAAAACACUGGGUUUAUGUAGCCAGCAGCCCCAUGGCCUUGGUCCUGUGCGCAGGUGCGGCGCUGAAUCCUGUAUUUGACGUUGAAGCUGUUGUCAGCCCAACCAGUGUGGUAUUAACAUGGAAACACAACGACUCAGUUGCUUCAGAAUACAUAAUAGAGGAUAAGAUGGAGAACAAGCUGUUUACUGUUAAAAACCAGACAUCAUAUAACAUCACAGGCUUAAGCCCAGGCACUUCCUAUACAUUCUCCAUCACCUUGAAAACAGCCAAUGAGACCGUGAACAAAACUGUCACAACAGAGCCCUGGCCAGUGUCUGAUCUCCGUGUCACCUUCGUGGGUGUGACACAGGCUCAUCUCACCUGGAACAAUAAAAAUGGCACUGCCUCCUACCGGAUGUUGAUUGAAGAGUUGACCACACAUUCAUCAGUCAAUAUUUCAGGUCUGAAGCCGGGGACCUAUAAUAGGUUGGCUGUCCCAGAAUCAAAUGAGACACAGAAUGAUUUCCUGGUUGCAGAUGUCUUGGCAGAUGCCAAUGGUACCAAGAGAAAUACCUCUGCCCAGGAUCCCUCCCUCACAGAGGUCUUGAUCACUGAGCUAAAGCCUGGUACUGAGUACAAUGUCACCAUUUAUUCUCGAGCAGCAGAUGACACAGAAGGACAGCCUGGGAACAAAGUGUUUAAAACAAACUCCACCCAGGUUUCUGACAUCCGAGCUACGAACAUCAGCUCCUUGAGCGUGACCCUGACCUGGAAAAGCAACUAUAAUGGGUCCCAUCCUUCAUUUGCCUACAAAAUACACGUGGCUGGGGGGUCUGACUACAUCAACCAAACUGUCAAUAGGACUGAGGCCGUCGUCCUUGGGCUCAGCUCGAGCACCUUGUACAACAUCACAGUUCAUCCUUUCCUGGGUCAGACCGAGGGCAUACCAGGUUUCCUCCAAGUGUACACUUCCCCUGGUCCAGUUUCUGACUUCCGAGUGACAAAUGUCAGCACAAGGGAAAUUGGUUUGGCUUGGAGAAGCAAUGACUCAGAGUCAUUUGAGAUUUUCAUCAAGCAGGAUGGAAGUGAGAAGCAUCGAAAUGCUUCGACAGGAAACCAGAGCUAUAUCGUUGAAGGUUUAAAGCCUGGAACCAGUUACCAUUUUGAAAUAUUUCCACGAGGACCAGAUGGGACUAAAGGGCCAUCCAGGACAGUUAAUGGUACAACUGACCGCAGUGCUGUGAUUGACAUCCACGUGAUCAAUGUUAGCACCACUGAAAUGCAGCUGCAGUGGCAGAAUACAGACAAUGCUUCUGGAUACACUUACCAUUUAGUUCUAGACUCUAAAAAUGGCUCCAUCAGUACCAACAGUUCUCAGAAAUGGAUCACAGUGGGAGGCCUUACCCCAGGCACCUUAUAUAAUGUCACCAUCUUUCCAGAAGUGGACCAGAUCCAGGGCGACUCCAACUCCAUUACCCAGUACACACGGCCCAGCAGUGUGUCCCACAUUGAAGUAGACACCAACACCACUGUGGCAGUCAUUCGGUGGAAGAACGUGGACUCCGCCUCUGCUUCCUAUGUCUACUCUGUCCUUAUCUUGAAGGCUGGAGAUGGCAGCAGGGUAACUGGCAGGGUCACAGACAUCCCUUCUGUGACAGUCACUGGGUUAAACCCUGGCGACUCUUACACAGUGAAGAUCUUUACACAAGUUGGGAAUGAUACAGUAUCACUGGUACCUGGUCUGAAGCUGUUCUGUAUGGAUCCUGCACCUGUGGCCUUCUUCCACUGUGAAGUGGUCCCUAAGGAGCCAGCGUUGGUUCUCAAGUGGGCCUGCCCCCCUGGGAUGAACACAGGCUUCGAGCUAGGGGUCAGGAGUGAUGCUUGGGACAAUAUGACACACCUGGAGAACUGCACUUCAGAUGACACAGAAUGUAGGACAGAAGUCACCUAUUUGAAUUUUUCUACCUCGUACAACAUCAGCAUUGCCACCUUGUCAUGUGGAAAGAUGGCGCUCCCCACCCAGAGCACCUGCACCACUGGCAUCACAGACCCACCUCCUCCAGAUGGAUCCCCUAAUAUCACAUUGGUCAGUCACAAUUCAGUAAAGGUUAAGUUCAGCGGUUUUGAAGCCAGCCAUGGACCUAUCAAAGCCUAUGCCGUCAUUCUCACCACUGGGGAAGCUAUCCAACCCUCCGCAGAUGUUUUGAAGUACACCUAUGAAGAUUUCAAAAAGGGAGCCUCGGAUACUUAUGUGACAUACCUCAUAAGAAUAGAAGAGAAGGGACAGUCUCAGGGCUUGUCUGAAGUCUUGAACUAUGAAAUCGAUGUGGGGAACCAGUCCACUACCCUCGGCUACUACAAUGGGAGGCUGGAACCUCUGGGCUCCUACCGGGCUUGUGUUGCUGGCUUUACCAAUAUUACCUACAACCUUCAAAAUGAUGGCCUCAUCAAUGGGGAUGAGAGCUAUGUGUCUUUCAGUCGAUAUUCAGAGGCUGUGUUCUUGCCCCAAGAUCCAGGUGUCAUCUGCGGAGCAGUGUUUGGAUGUAUCUUUGGUGCCCUGGCCAUCAUGGCUGUGGGAGGCUUCAUCUUCUGGAGAAAGAAAAGGACAGAUGCCAAGAAUAAUGAAGUGUCCUUUUCUCAAAUUAAACCUAAAAAAUCCAAGUUAAUCCGAGUGGAGAACUUUGAGGCCUACUUUAAGAAACAGCAAGCUGACUCUAACUGUGGGUUUGCAGAGGAAUAUGAGGAUCUGAAGCUGAUUGGAAUAAGUUUACCUAAAUAUACAGCUGAAAUAGCCGAAAACAGAGGGAAGAACCGCUACAACAAUGUCCUGCCCUAUGAUAUUUCUCGAGUCAAACUUUCAGUCCAGACCCAUUCGACGGAUGACUACAUCAAUGCCAACUAUAUGCCUGGCUACCAUUCCAAGAAAGAUUUCAUUGCCACACAAGGACCUUUACCCAACACUUUGAAAGAUUUUUGGCGAAUGGUUUGGGAGAAAAACGUAUAUGCCAUUGUUAUGUUGACCAAAUGUGUGGAGCAGGGAAGGACCAAAUGUGAGGAGUACUGGCCUUCCAAGCAGGCUCAGGACUACGGGGACAUAACUGUGGCAAUGACAUCAGAAGUUGUUCUUCCAGAAUGGACCAUCAGAGAUUUCGUGGUGAAAAAUAUUCAGAAUAGUGAGAGUCAUCCUCUGCGGCAGUUCCAUUUCACCUCCUGGCCUGACCAUGGUGUUCCUGACACCACCGACCUGCUCAUCAACUUUCGGUACCUGGUCCGGGAUUACAUGAAGCAGAUUCCCCCUGAGUCACCAAUCCUGGUGCAUUGCAGUGCUGGGGUUGGAAGGACGGGCACUUUCAUUGCGAUCGAUCGCCUGAUCUAUCAGAUAGAGAAUGAGAACACUGUGGAUGUGUACGGUAUUGUCUAUGAUCUUCGGAUGCACAGGCCCCUGAUGGUGCAAACAGAGGACCAGUAUGUUUUCCUCAAUCAGUGUGUUUUGGAUAUUAUCAGAGCCCAGAAAGACUCAAAAGUUGAUCUCAUCUAUCAGAACACAACCGCGAUGACAAUCUAUGAAAACCUCGAGCCAGUGAGCGUGUUUGGAAAGACUAAUGGUUACAUCGCCUAGUUCCAAAGCAAAGCCUUUCUGAAGCUAACCAGACCAUCACACCCACAGCGAGGGAGAGCGCCCUGACGGGGACAUGUUUUAUAUGUCUCAUUUCUCAGUUCUUUGUUCUGUUCUGUUAGAACUACUUGGAGGACAUGGGGCUGUGCACGGAAAAUGUGGCCAAUAGGCAGUUUGGGCUGUUAGGGGCUGUGGAUGGAUGGUGUGUAAAUCAGCGGCAUUCCUGAUUACCAAUGGGAUGGGUUCGCUUUUUGUUUUUUCCUUGAGAAUUGUGGAAAACCAGGAGAAGUGAGCUGUUUUUGUUUUUCAAACAAGUUUGUUCUCCUCUCUUUCUCCCCCUCUCUCCUCUUUCUCUUCCUCCCCUACCUCUCUCUCUCUCUUUUUAAGACUUUUAUAUGAUUCACAUGCUAAAGCCAGGAUUAUGUUGGGUUGAAUAUAUUUUAAGUAUCAGAGGUCUAUUUUUACCUACUGUAUCUUGGAAUCUAGCCGAUGGAAAUGCAUGACUGUGGGUGUUUCUCAUGCAUGGAGGGGCACAUGGCGCCUCUUCUGUGUGGGUUUCUAUUUGAACAUGUGCCUUUUCUGAAUUAUGCUUCCACAGGCAAAACUCAGUAGAUAUCUCUAUUUUUAUAUUGAAUCUCAGAAUUGGAAUAUACAGAAUAUUUAAGCAGUAGCUUAGUAUCAGAGGUUUGCCUCCUCAGUCACAUUCCUGUUCCCAUUCAAUUAGAGGAGGCUUCUCUGCGGCCCACCCUUGACACACAUUUGUGCUCCACGGUCCUUUUUCCUUUCUUUCUUAUCCCUUCUCAGUUUUCACCAAAGACUUCUGUUGGUGAGAUUUUCAUCCCAUUGGUUGGGUGAGAAUAGAAAUUUAAACUAUCACCAUGAGACUCUCUGUGGUGGGGUUGGGGAGGAACAGAGGAAUCAACAUACCAUGGUGUGCACCCCUUCUCAUCCCGUCUCCUCCAUUCUCUCAUUUCUGUUUUUGGUAAGAAGGAUUAUUUAAAGGUGCAAUAUGUGACGUAGUGGUUCAUGAUGCUCUGGGUUCUUAGUAAUGUUUUACUCAGGUUGUCAUUUUAUGUGUGUUUGUGUGUGUGUGUGUGUGUGUGUGUGUGUGUGUGUAUGUGUGUAUGUUUUAUAGCGUGGUGAUCUGUGAACAUUUCAGUGUGAACUCAGAUUAACCCCCUUUCCCCCCGAAGUCCACUGGCUUUAGUCUAUCUGCAGUGACACACAUCAAUAUCUACUGUAUAUAUAAAUACUAAACUCUUACACCAGUCAUUCCUAUGAAUAGAGGUGUACAAAGUUUGAUUUGUAUCAAAGAUGUAAUUAUUAUUUUUAAAACCUCUUUUCACUACACUGCUGCUGUAAUUACUUUGAAUUUUUAAAGAAAAUGUAGGGUUUUUUUUUUGGCUUCAGGUGUGUAUUCACCAAGAAUUUCAGAAUUUAUGUGGUUUUAUUUUAUUGGUACAUAAUCUGUAAACUUCUCAAGGCAUUAACAUGACAAGAUUUGUGUCUUUUAUUUUAUCUUGUGGCUCAGGUUAUAUUUGAAGAAGUUUCAAGUUUAUUUUCUAGUAGGCAAUGAAGUAUAUAUAAGGUCUUAUGAAGGAAUCGCCAAGCCGCUGGAGUCCUGUGGCUGUUUCCACAGUAACACAUCCUGCUGUAUGUUUGGGACUAUGGUAUCGUGUUGGAGAUGAGUUCGGGGUCUUCUGUGAGGACUGUGGGCCCUGGGGUAACCUGUCUUCUGAUGUUCUGCACUCUGUUCCUCGCGUCACCAGCACUUUGAUGGCUGACUGGACCUGAUCAUGAGUAUUUUGUAGGGUUAGAGAGGGUGAAGCUUGAUGUACUGAAAGCCCUGCUGUGACUCAGCCCUGUAGUGCUGUCCCUGCUGUGACUCAGCCCUGUAGUGCUGUCCCUGCUGUGACUCAGCCCUGUAGUGCUGUCCCUGCUGUAAUUCAGCCCUGUAGUGCUGUGUUUUGUACCCCAUUUUCCUUUGUGGUACUGAAAGGAUUGAAAGAAGAGAUCAUGACACUGUCAUGCUUUGGGGGAGAAUUUUACUUCUCACAUGGAAACUGCACUUUUUUGCUAAAUCCUUUGCAUUUUGAUGUUCAUUUAGUGUCCAGCCCUACAGAGAAUGGGCUGGCCAGGGUAGGUUGGGCCCCUUGACUCAACUUCACUGGGGAACUUGACGCUGCAGUCGUGAAUCAGGGAAGCCAUGCUGUCUCCAGGUAUGGAGUGGAGCUGAACGUGGGCUCAUUAUUUCCAAAUUCUCUGUCUGGUCUGCCCACUAGGAUGUGCUGACUUUGGGGUGCUAUACAGACAGGCCUGUACUGGCAGUAGUUCUGUGCAUACACCUCCUCAGUUUGUUCGGAGCCAUUGUAGUGGGUGGUGAGGGAUCCAUUCCAUGCAGCACCUAUGCCCUGCCUCGACUACCAUGGAAAGUAUGAGGAAAGGACUUGCUCCUAAAAUAGUCCUGUAGAAGAUUAGAGUCCCUCAAAAAAAAAAAAAAUCAAAGCAACAUAAUCA
Messenger RNA from Grammomys surdaster, 6306 nucleotides. RefSeq names its product protein tyrosine phosphatase receptor type J (gene Ptprj). NCBI's taxonomy places the organism in Eukaryota, Metazoa, Chordata, Mammalia, Rodentia, Muridae. The transcript has 25 exons. Gene Ontology annotation, molecular function: cadherin binding; protein tyrosine phosphatase activity. The record is from RefSeq and is a predicted model, not a curated record. Gene Ontology annotation, biological process: angiogenesis; protein dephosphorylation. The coding region runs from base 1 to 3792 and encodes 1263 amino acids.